CUCAUCCGCGCGCGGCGACUACGCUCAUACAAGGGGAAAAAAAGCGUGUGAGGUGCUUGCCGUGCCGCGAAACUUCGAGCGCAGACGCCUUGUCACCAGCAGACUCUGCGACGUGACUCAAGGGACGCGCCUGUCCCUAUCGUCGCGACUUUCGCCUCACGUGCGUGGUUCAUCCGUGGCUCGGCCUUACUGUAGACCAUGGCCCUGGUUUCUGCUGACUCCCGGAUUGCAGAACUUCUCACAGAGCUCCACCAGCUGAUCAAACAAACCCAGGAAGAACGUUCGAGGAGUGAGCACAACCUAGUGAAUAUCCAGAAGACGCAUGAGCGGAUGCAGACGGAGAACAAGAGGAGCUCUUCGGAGCCAACCAAGAUCAGAUCUCAGUCCACGGCCUCCCAGCGCCUCCCACAGUCUCAUCCCAGAGUCCCGGACGCUGUGGCCUGUUCCUGCCAGCCUUCCCUCACCCCCGCCUCCUCCUCCUGUCUUCACUCCACAGUCUCUCCCUACUACCGGACAAAGCUGCGGGGCCUCUACACCACCGCCAAGGCUGAUGCAGAGGCCGAGUGCAACAUCCUCCGGAAGGCCCUAGAUAAGAUCGCUGAAAUCAAAUCUCUGCUGGAAGAGAGACGCAUAGCCGCCAAGAUCGCGGGCCUGUACAACGACUCGGAGCCCCCUCGGAAGACCAUGCGUCGGGGCGUGUUGAUGACCCUGCUGCAGCAGUCGGCCAUGACCCUGCCCCUGUGGAUCGGGAAGCCCGGUGACAAGCCCCCGCCCCUCUGCGGGGCCAUUCCCGCCUCUGGGGACUACGUGGCCAAGCCAGGAGACAAGGUGGCCGCGCGGGUGAAAGCCGUGGAUGGGGAUGAGCAGUGGAUCCUGGCCGAGGUGGUCAGCUACAGCCACGCCACCAACAAGUAUGAGGUCGACGACAUUGACGAAGAAGGCAAAGAGAGACACACGUUGAGCCGGAGGCGGAUCAUCCCGCUGCCCCAGUGGAAGGCCAACCCCGAGACGGACCCAGAAGCCUUGUUCCAGAAGGAACAGCUUGUGCUGGCCCUCUACCCCCAGACCACCUGCUUCUAUCGCGCCCUCAUCCACACGCCCCCGCAGCGGCCCCAGGAUGACUACUCGGUCCUGUUUGAAGACACCUCCUAUGCAGAUGGCUACUCCCCUCCCCUCAAUGUGGCCCAGAGGUACGUGGUGGCUUGUAAGGAGCCCAAGAAAAAGUGAAGCGAGUUGGCUGACACGAACUCCUGCCAAUCCCAGGGGAAUGUGAAAGAUUUUUGUGACCAAAUAAAUCUUUCCCCUUGCCUGUG
Molecule: messenger RNA, 1313 nt
Organism: Erinaceus europaeus (western European hedgehog)
Lineage: Eukaryota; Metazoa; Chordata; Mammalia; Eulipotyphla; Erinaceidae
Gene: SGF29
Product: SAGA complex associated factor 29
Exons: 10
Coding region: 199-1227 (342 amino acids)
Cellular component (GO): SAGA complex
Source: RefSeq, a predicted model, not a curated record